Molecule: messenger RNA, 1151 nt
Organism: Salvia splendens (bonfire salvia)
Lineage: Eukaryota; Viridiplantae; Streptophyta; Magnoliopsida; Lamiales; Lamiaceae
Product: homeobox protein knotted-1-like 1
Exons: 4
Coding region: 255-1025 (256 amino acids)
Biological process (GO): regulation of DNA-templated transcription
Cellular component (GO): nucleus
Molecular function (GO): DNA-binding transcription factor activity, RNA polymerase II-specific; DNA binding
Source: RefSeq, a predicted model, not a curated record
CAGGUGUUUUUAAUCAUUAUUCACCUCCCUCCAAUCCCUUUGUUUUUGGCACUGAAUAAAAUACAUACAUACAUACAUACCUACCUACCUCCUUCAAUUUCCAUUUCCAAAAACCUGCCCUCUCUCUCUCUCUUUCCCCAAACCUUUGUCUACUCCCCCCUUUGGUGCUGAACAUAAAUUACCUAAGAUUCACUGUUUCUUCGCCUGUGCCUUUAAAUUCUACACACACACACGCAGGCAUUGUGUGGAUAGGGAUGGAUGAUGAGCAGCUAUACACCUCCUUCCAUUAUUCAUACCACACUGAUUUUGAUGGAGAUCAAGACCUAAUCAAGGCUCGGAUUGCUAAUCACCCACUUUAUCCCACCUUGCUCUCCUCCUACAUCGACUGCACCAAGGUAGGUGCACCUCCUGAAAUGGCCUCUCUUCUUGAACAAAUCCGCGGAGAUAGCAAUCCCAUCUUUUUGGCCACUCACUUUGGAACAGACCCUGAACUCGAUUCCUUUAUGAGAUCAUACUGCGAGUCUCUACGCAAAUAUAAGGAGGAGUUGUCGAAGCCAUUCGAUGAGGCGAGGAGUUUCUUAAGCAGCAUUGGAUCUCAGCUCACUCAUCUCUGCAACCAAAACCUACCUUCAACUACUAUUCAUUCUACUCAUGAGGAUAAAAGCUGCGGAGAAGUGGUGGAAGGAUGUGGAAGCAUGCUAGAGUCAGGCGAUCACGAGUUGAAAGAGAUGCUAAUGCGGAAGUACAGCGGGUUUGUAAGCAAUUUGAGGAAAGAGAUGUUGAAGAAGAAGAAAAAGGGUAAACUGCCAAAGGAUGCUAUUUCUGCUUUGUUGGAGUGGUGGAACACACACUAUAGGUGGCCUUACCCUACCGAAGAAGAGAAGAAGAGGCUGUCGGAGAUGACGGGGCUGGAGCAGCAGCAGAUCAACAACUGGUUCAUCAACCAGAGGAAGCGCCACUGGCGCCCCUCGCACGACAUGAGAUCCGCCCUCAUCCAAGACGUCACUCACACUGAUGAUGCCUAACCAUUCUAUUCCUUCUCUUUUUGCUCCAAUCAUCUCUGUCUAAAACUACCUUCUUCACGUAUGUAGAUAAUAGUAUUACCAUUAUCACUAUCCCUAAAUUUAUGCAGAAAUACUACUUUUGCAUCA